Rhinolophus ferrumequinum (greater horseshoe bat) is the source of this 1846-nucleotide messenger RNA. It is a transcript of the gene ABHD17B, whose product is annotated as abhydrolase domain containing 17B, depalmitoylase. The coding region runs from base 444 to 1313 and encodes 289 amino acids. The transcript has 5 exons. Gene Ontology annotation, biological process: protein depalmitoylation. The record is from RefSeq and is a predicted model, not a curated record. Gene Ontology annotation, molecular function: palmitoyl-(protein) hydrolase activity. NCBI's taxonomy places the organism in Eukaryota, Metazoa, Chordata, Mammalia, Chiroptera, Rhinolophidae. Gene Ontology annotation, cellular component: plasma membrane; endosome membrane.
GAAGGAGAAUCAAAGAGAAGAAAGACCUGGCUGGGUCUGGGUGGUGUCUGCAGUGCCAGAAAGGGAGGUGGUGGCGGCGGCGGCGGCGGCGGCGGCUGCGACCACGGCCGCUCGGGACCUGAGGCCCGAGAGCAGCUGGCGGCGGCGGCAGCUCCAGCGCCUCGCGCCGGGGCCGUUACUCAGCAGAACACGAGCCCGUGUGGAGCAGCAGAGCCGGCGCGGGGAGGCGAGACUCGGGAGCGCGAGCCGGCCCUCUGGGGCGCUGCCGUCCUUCUUCGUUCCGGCGCGGGGGACUGCAGCCCUCAUCCCUCUGCCCGCAGGUCGGGAGAGUCCGGCGGUGGCGGCAGCACGAAUCGCGCCCUGUGGAAGGCAGGGGAUCGACAGAGGUGCUCUCCCGGCCCAUUCUGUCUCACACCUUGGCUGCGGCCCCUCCGGUGCAGAAGAUGAAUAAUCUUUCAUUUAGUGAGCUAUGUUGCCUCUUCUGCUGUCCACCUUGUCCAGGGAAAAUUGCUUCAAAGUUAGCAUUUUUGCCACCUGAUCCAACUUACACGCUAAUGUGUGAUGAAAGUGGAAGCCGCUGGACUUUACACCUAUCAGAACGAGCAGACUGGCAGUACUCCUCUAGAGAAAAAGAUGCGAUUGAGUGUUUCAUGACUAGAACCAGUAAAGGCAACAGAAUUGCCUGCAUGUUUGUGCGUUGCUCACCCAAUGCCAAAUACACUUUACUCUUCUCACAUGGAAAUGCUGUUGAUCUUGGUCAGAUGAGCAGCUUUUACAUAGGACUGGGAUCACGGAUUAAUUGUAAUAUAUUCUCAUAUGAUUAUUCUGGAUAUGGUGCAAGUUCUGGGAAACCAACAGAGAAGAACCUCUAUGCAGACAUAGAAGCUGCUUGGCUUGCUCUUAGGACAAGAUAUGGCAUUCGCCCUGAAAAUGUGAUAAUCUAUGGCCAAAGUAUAGGGACAGUACCAUCUGUGGACCUUGCUGCUCGAUACGAGAGCGCUGCUGUUAUUCUUCAUUCUCCUCUGACCUCGGGAAUGCGAGUUGCUUUUCCUGAUACCAAGAAGACCUACUGUUUUGAUGCAUUCCCAAACAUUGACAAAAUCUCUAAGAUAACCUCUCCAGUAUUAAUAAUUCAUGGGACUGAAGAUGAAGUCAUUGACUUUUCCCAUGGUCUCGCGUUGUUUGAGCGCUGCCAAAGACCCGUGGAGCCUCUGUGGGUUGAAGGGGCAGGUCACAAUGACGUGGAACUUUACGGACAGUACCUUGAAAGGUUGAAACAGUUUGUGUCUCAGGAACUGUACUCUUCGAUAUAAGACAACCUGAAAGUCCAUUACACGUUCUUCAAGACCACAAACAGACUGGCUUUGGUCCCUUUCCACUUUGGCUAUUUUUAAGAAUGGGACCUAUUGUUUUGGAUUACUAUCUGAGAAAUUCAUGGAUUCACUCCUGGAUGCAGGAACUAAGAAAACGUUUAAUUCAUAACUUUUAUAAUAACCAAUGUAGUAAAAAAUAAAGUUCACACACAAAACUAAGUUGCCUUUCCUUGAAUGAAUCUUGCCUGAAUAAAACAAAGAAAGAAAAAUAAAAAUUAAAUUAACGGUAUGUAGUCUAAUUUGUAAAUGAAUGAAUAUUGAAAUAAUACACACUGUGGAUAUAUUUUAAGGCCUUAUGUAGUUUUACUUGUUCUGCUUGUUCUGUGGUUAUGUCUAAGACUAUAGUAUAUGAUUCUCUUCAAAGUAUAUCAAGUAUUGUGAAUGCUUUGGUUCAGAUGUGUCAAACUAACAGUAAAACAACAAAUAUACCACUCAGCUGUGCUUGCUUGCCUUCUUCCAUGCUCCCCACAUCC